This is a messenger RNA of Chionomys nivalis (European snow vole), 4789 nucleotides long. It is a transcript of the gene Ddx21, whose product is annotated as DExD-box helicase 21. The coding region runs from base 62 to 2380 and encodes 772 amino acids. Lineage: Eukaryota; Metazoa; Chordata; Mammalia; Rodentia; Cricetidae. The record is from RefSeq and is a predicted model, not a curated record. Gene Ontology annotation, molecular function: RNA binding; RNA helicase activity; ATP binding. The transcript is spliced from 15 exons.
UCUCUCUCUCCUUUGCACGCGGUGCAGGAAGCCGGUAGGCCUGAGCAGCUCGUGCUGAAUAAUGCCGGGAAAACUCCGCAGCGAGUCCAGGUUGGGAUCAGACGCGGCCGAGGAGAGCAUGGAGAAGCUGCCGAAGUCAAGCGACAAGAAGACUAAAAAAGAAAAGACAAAAUCCAAGACCGAAGAAGCAACAGACAGAACAGAAGAAGCUGUUUCCUCCAAAGCCAAAUCAGUUAAAAAGAAAGGGCCUGCAGAAGAUGAUGUGGAUCCCCCUAAGCCCAAGAAGACCAAAAAGCAAGAGGAGGCACCCCAGGACGACACUGCUUCUAAAAGCAAGACCUCCAAGAAGAAAAAGGAGGCCCUUGACAAGAAAUCGGCCUCUGCUAAAACCAAAGAAAUAAAAACUGAGGAACCUUCAGAGGAAGACGCAGAUGUUCCUAAGCCCAAGAAGAUGAAGAAAGGGAAGGAAGCAAAUGGAGACAUUGGAGAGAAAAGCCCCAACCUGAAGAAUGGAUUCUCUCAUCCGGAGUCGAGUGACGCUACUGGCGAAGACAGCAGUGAGACAGAGAAGGAAAUACCUGUGGAACAGAAAGAAGGCGCUUUCUCUAAUUUCCCCAUUUCUGAAGAGACUAUCAAGCUUCUCAAAGCUCGUGGGGUGAAUUACCUGUUUCCUGUACAAGCCAAGACAUUCCACCAUGUGUACAGUGGGAAAGACUUAAUUGCCCAGGCACGGACAGGAACUGGGAAGACAUUCUCCUUUGCCAUCCCUUUGAUUGAGAAGCUUCAGAGUGGGCUACAAGAGAGGAAGAGAGGCCGUGCUCCUCAGGUGCUAGUUCUCGCACCUACAAGAGAAUUAGCAAAUCAAGUGAGCAAAGACUUCAGUGACAUCACAAAAAAGUUAUCGGUGGCUUGCUUUUAUGGUGGAACUCCCUAUGGUGGUCAAAUCGAGCGAAUGCGGAGUGGGAUUGAUAUCCUGGUUGGGACCCCGGGUCGUAUUAAAGACCACCUGCAGAAUGGAAAGCUGGAUCUCACCAAACUUAAACAUGUUGUCCUGGAUGAAGUUGACCAGAUGUUGGAUAUGGGUUUUGCUGAUCAAGUAGAAGAAAUUUUAUGUGUGGCAUACAAGAAAGAUUCUGAAGACAACCCCCAAACAUUGCUUUUCUCUGCAACUUGCCCUCAUUGGGUAUUUAAUGUUGCUAAGAAAUACAUGAAAUCUACAUACGAACAGGUGGACCUGAUUGGUAAAAAGACUCAGAAAGCAGCCAUAACUGUGGAGCACCUGGCGAUUAAGUGCCACUGGAGUGAGAGGGCAGCGGUCAUUGGGGAUGUGAUCCGAGUGUACAGUGGUCAUCAGGGACGCACUAUCAUCUUCUGUGAAACCAAGAGAGAAGCCCAGGAACUGUCACAGAAUUCAUGCAUAAAGCAGGAUGCCCAGUCAUUGCACGGCGACAUUCCACAGAAGCAAAGGGAAAUCACCCUGAAAGGUUUUCGAAACGGCAGUUUUGGCGUUUUGGUGGCGACCAAUGUCGCUGCACGUGGCUUAGACAUCCCUGAGGUCGACCUGGUUGUCCAAAGCUGCCCGCCGAAGGAUGUGGAGUCCUACAUUCACCGUUCAGGGCGGACAGGCAGAGCUGGAAGGACAGGGGUUUGCAUCUGCUUUUAUCAGCACAAGGAAGAGUACCAGUUAGUGCAAGUGGAGCAGAAAGCGGGAAUUAAAUUUAAGCGGGUAGGUGUUCCUUCUGCAACAGAAAUAAUAAAGGCCUCCAGCAAAGAUGCCAUCAGGCUUUUGGAUUCUGUGCCUCCCACCGCCAUCAGUCACUUCAAGCAGUCAGCUGAAAAGCUGAUUGAGGAGAAGGGGGCUGUAGAGGCCCUGGCAGCCGCGCUGGCCCACAUUUCAGGGGCCACAUCGGUCGACCAGCGCUCCUUGAUCAACUCACAAGCGGGCUUUGUCACCAUGAUCCUACAGUGCUCGAUCGAGAUGCCUAACAUUAGCUACGCUUGGAAAGAACUCAAGGAGCAGCUGGGUGAAGGCAUUGAUGCCAAAGUGAGGGGGAUGGUCUUCCUCAAAGGAAAACUGGGAGUCUGUUUUGAUGUCCGCACUGAAGCAGUCACAGAAAUACAGGAGAAGUGGCAUGAUUCAAGACGCUGGCAGCUCAGUGUGGCCACGGAGCAGCCAGAGCUGGAAGGACCCGUGGAUGGAUAUCGAGGUGGCAGGGGUCAGCGUGAUGGCAACCGCGGUGCAUUCAGAGGACAGCGGGGUGGAAGCAGGAACUUCAGGGGGCAGGGGCAGCGAGGAGGAAAUAGAAACUUCAGAGGACAGCGAUCCGGAGGUGGCAACAAAGGCCAGAAGCGGAGUUUUAGUAAAGCGUUUGGUCAGUGAGUAGAGGCUAGAAGGAACUGUUGACACUGUGGACCCCAAUGCCCUUCCCCCUGUCAAAGUCCCCAGUGCUUCCUUUUGAUCAUUUGCUCAGCCCCCAUUCCUUGUAGAGAGAUGGGCUCUGGACUGUUUGAUCUAACAUGAGCUUUCUUCAUAGGAACCCAGUUCAUCAUUUUCCAACAUAGUGUCUAAUUUUACAAAGUAAGGUCGGCCGUGGAUCUGUCUAUCCUUAUGUGUGGACUUUGCAGGUUCAUCUUUGUGUGCGCGCGCGCACUGGGGCCUGAUCUCAGAACCUCAAGUGCUGAGUGUGUACACAUCCUACAACUAAACUCCAUCUCUACUCCCCAGAAUAUCUCUCAGUAACGUCCUCCAAAGAAAAUCCCUAAGGGAUGACUGCCUCCAGUCUCUGGAGGACCAUACAUCAAGGAUUUUUUUCCCGUGAUACUUGGCCUCCUGGCCUGUUGACAAACAGUCGCUAGUGUCUGUAUGUGUGUGCUGAGGUUUGAUGCUGAACAAUGCUUUUCAGUGCCUAUCAGACUUAUUAGCUGAUUUGAACAGUUUGUGGUAAACUCUGGAUGUGGAGGGUGGAACGCAGACAAGUAUAGAUCUCUUCAUAGUGUCUCCACAUACUCUUGUUUCUCAGCAGAAGGUGACGUGUGUUCUGGUGAAUUCUCCAUAGUGUAUAUAGAAGUACAUUUUUAUAGGAGCCAGUGUCUUUAAAGUUAGGUUCCAAAUGUCUGAAGUUUUUUUCAUCAGUAAUAAGACUAGAUACAUGGUAUUUAAGUGAUUGUGCCCUUCUUUUAGAAGAUUAAUUUGCCAGGAAGUAAUUAAGGGAAGAGGGCUCAGUUGUUAUUGCUGAAGAACUUUUCAGGUCUGGUGGUGGUAGCACAUGCCUUUAAAUCCUAGCACUAGGGAGGCAGAGAGGCAGGCGGAUCUCUGAGUUCAAGGCCAGCCUGGUCUAGAGUGAGUUCCGGACAGCCUCAAAGCUACAAAGAGAAACCCUGUCUCAAAAACAAAACAAAAAAAUGUUUCCAAAAAGCCACAAUAAAGGAAUCUCUUCAUCUUCACAAGUGAGGAAGCAGGAGGAAGCUUGCUUUAAAUGGUGACCACUCUUGAGUCAUGACUCUUCAAGGAACUGUAUCUACUGGUGGGCAAUCUGAGGCUUUUAGGGGGCAGAGUGGGACAGUUUUCUCAGUGGCCUGGAUCUUAAGCCACAGCAUAAGAUCUGUUUCUGUUAGGCUGCUUCACUAUUGAAAAGUUAUCACCAGGGGCUGGAGAGAUGGCUCAGAGGUUAAGAGCACUGACUGCUCUUCCAAAGGUCCUGAGUUCAAUUCCCAGCAACCACAUGGUGGCUCACAACCAUCUGUAAUGGUGUCUGGUGCCCUCUUCUGGCCUGCAGACAUACACGCAGACAGAAUAUUUUAUACAUAAUAAAGAAUUUUAUUUUUAAAAAAAAGAAAAGUUAUCACCAUUUAGAGAAUUCCAAAUCAAGCAGUACCAUUGAAGUUGUUGCUUUGCGGGAACUGAAGAACUCAGCACCCGGCCCAGCAAUAACUGACCCAGUUCUCCGCGGUUCUUUCUCGGGGUUGGGGAACUAUCCCACCUAGCAUAGAAGUCCAAGUGGUAGAUCCUCAUGCCUUCCUGGAGAUUCUCUACAGGGAAUCGUAGGACAGACUCAGAAAGAAAACCAGAAUCACAUGCUCUGUCUUGUUUCCUCCAGUUGUUUAGAUCAGCUAAGAUCGUCAGGCUCAUCCUCUGAUGUCAGUGUGAGCGGUGCCUCUGGCCUAGCACCACAGGGCUCUGAUCACCGCAACAGCUUCAGAAAUAGUUUUCCACUCUGACCAGAUGGUUGUUGUCCUCUGUGCUUGAAAUUCUUUGGAAUUUUUUCUUUGUUGAUGACUAUGGCUUAUAUAAGUUUUGGUUUUGCCCAACCACUGGGCAUGCUUUAGUGAAACCUUUCACUAUUAGGAUAAGAAUUUGUGCUGUAGCAAGCUGAUGGCAGAACAUGCUGGCCUUUCAGGGGAAGAGGCUAAAACCUGGUUUUAGCCUAUGGAAAAAUGAUCUGCCAUAAAUCAAACAAUGAAGGGAAAGCUAUAUAGUACACACUGUAAGUAAAGCAUAGGUCUCUGAACAAAUGAAGAUAGGUUUCGUCUGUAUCCCAGAAUCUAAACAAUAUUUAUAUGUAUAAUUUAGCUGUUGUUUGGUUUAAAUGGGCUUUAUUGGGAAAUGUUAUCAUUUUUACUAUUUUCUACAGAGAAAAUAUUUUCCAGUUUCAGAUAACUCUGGAUUUUGAAUUAUACCUGUUUUUCUGUUCAGGCUGUCUGUGUAUUGUACAUAAACUGUUUGUACCUUCAGAUGACUCACUGUAUAAAGUACUGCAUUAUGCCGUAAUAAAGAUACUAAUGCUUUAUA